AUGUCUCAAAAUCGCAUAACGUUAGAGUCCGCAACGCUGAACCAUUCAUCAAACGAGCCGCAGCGGACGGGCACUAUCCAUAGUCUGAUUAACAUGUACGAGGCCCUCAAUACACAGAAAUGUCCAUUCAAAAAAAUUCUUGGGAUUUCAGAUCAUCCACCAAAAACACAACAUGCUGAAUCAGCUGACAAAGAGAUCAUCUCUUUGGAAGUUGCCAGCAAAGAAUGUUCCACUGAUACUCCAACAGUGGAAAGCAAGUUGCCUCGCCGAAUAAACACAAGCAAACCUUUGCCUAUUGUAUACACAUUUGAGUCAAUCGAUGAGCAAGACGUCACUGAGAGUCAGGAAUCAAACGAAAGAACAUUAAUACAUCCGAUAAAAACACAACAAGGUGAAUUAACUGGCACUAAGUUUAAUUCUUUGAGACCUGACAUCAAAGAACGCUCCAGUGUUUGUGCUCUUACAAGAAAACCUUUGCCUAUUGUAUACACAUUUGAGUCAAUGGAUGAGCAAAACGUCACUGAGAAACAGGAAUCAAACGAAAGAACAUUACUACAUCCGAUAAAAGCACAACAAGCUGAAUUAACUGGCACUAAGUUUAAUUCUUUGAGACCUGACUUCAAAGAACGUUCCAGUGUUUGCGCUCUUACAAGAAAACCUUUGCCUAUAGUAUAUACAUUUGAGUCAAUCGAUGAUGAAGACAAGCAUGAGGAACGAUAUGAAAAAUCAUCAGAAGACGAAAAGGAAAAUGAGAUGAAAGCUGUACUCAAGGAUUUCCAAAAGCUACUCGACCACUUGGUCCAAGUAAAGAACAAGUACACGAAUGUCGAGAGAUGUCUAGAGGAAUCAUCAAUGGACAUUGUGUCUGAUAACAUGCCUUACUCAACGCAGCUCAAGAAACUUGUCAACGAGAUGACAAGAACAGUUACUGAGAUAGAUGACGGAUUAGAGUACGAGAGAAGCAUGUCGCGAUCCCUAAUGGACGACGUUCAGCUUCAUCUUAGUAAGACCAAGGAGAACCUAGUUUCUCAUGAGAAAGAACUUCAACGACUCAAGAAGGAAGUCGAGAGAUUAAACAACGAGAACGUAGAUCUCAAAGAAUCUCUUAAAGAGAAAGAAAUCUACGAGAACAUUGAGUUUGAGUACAUGGAAGGCCUUGUCACAAACAGCAUUGUCAAAGAUAAAGUAGAAGAGCGCUGCAACCAGCUACAGGCCCUGAAUGACGCCCUUAACAAGGACCUCAUCAGGCUCAAAAAUGACAACGCCGAUCACAAAACAUCUUUUAAAAAGAAAGAAGUUACAUAUGGUGAGGGCGAUUUAAAGAAUCUUCGACACGAGGUCAGGAAAAGAGACAACUGCUUCAAUAAUAUUCUUAAUGAAAGCAAUGCAGACAGGAAGGACCUCAAUGAACAUUCACUUAUCACAACAACUAGAUGGCUUUUCAUGAAACUACUUGAAGAAUUUUGA
Molecule: messenger RNA, 1467 nt
Organism: Exaiptasia diaphana
Lineage: Eukaryota; Metazoa; Cnidaria; Anthozoa; Actiniaria; Aiptasiidae
Product: spindle pole body component 110
Exons: 9
Coding region: 1-1467 (488 amino acids)
Source: RefSeq, a predicted model, not a curated record